AUGUUAGAGCUCGAGGACGAGCCACAGAAUGAGUAUGUUCACUCGGUCAAAGUCAAAUAUAACGGCGACACGUUUGACUACUUCCUGUCCCUCAUCCUCGACAAUGACUCACCAAUAUUCUGCGGCCGCGAGCAAUUCGGAUUCCCUAAGAAGUUAGGCAAUAUGACGUUCGUGUCGAAAACUGGGUCGACGGUCGUUCGGGGCUACGUGGAGAGACCUGCAGGUCAAAAGGUUGUCGAAGUUGGUUUCCAGCCUGACCAAAAAGUGAAGGGAACGGUUGAGACAACGAUCAAGGGGUUAAAUUUGCGAGUUAUCUCCUCGGUGGUUUCGAAUCAGAGUCCGUCCGUCAAGGAACUGGUGCCGGUGGACGUCAGGAUGGAGGCAAGCGAGGUUUGGCAAGGCUCUGGUUCUAUCUGUUUCCCAGAGCCGUCAAGGUUUGAUCCGAUACAUGAAGUCAAAGUCCUUCGAUACGGAACGGCGACUUUGUUGCGGAAUGCAUCCAUUGCGAUCCCUCUGCCGACAAAAGUGUUCCAGCUAUAA
Molecule: messenger RNA, 540 nt
Organism: Penicillium samsonianum
Lineage: Eukaryota; Fungi; Ascomycota; Eurotiomycetes; Eurotiales; Aspergillaceae
Product: acetoacetate decarboxylase family protein
Exons: 2
Coding region: 1-540 (179 amino acids)
Molecular function (GO): lyase activity
Source: RefSeq, a predicted model, not a curated record